Molecule: messenger RNA, 1524 nt
Organism: Penicillium brevicompactum
Lineage: Eukaryota; Fungi; Ascomycota; Eurotiomycetes; Eurotiales; Aspergillaceae
Product: DNA-directed RNA polymerase I subunit RPA49
Exons: 2
Coding region: 1-1524 (507 amino acids)
Biological process (GO): nucleolar large rRNA transcription by RNA polymerase I; RNA polymerase I preinitiation complex assembly; transcription elongation by RNA polymerase I
Cellular component (GO): RNA polymerase I complex
Molecular function (GO): DNA binding
Source: RefSeq, a predicted model, not a curated record
AUGCCGUCAAGUAAAACAGAUCAGAAGCGCAAGCGCUCUACGGACAAGGACCGUCCCAGCAAGAAGCCCGCUCUGCAGACGCUUCCCCCGCUGGCUGCCACCGUUGUCGAAGAUAAGAGCGAAUUGGCCCCAGUGAUUGCCAACACUCCCGGUCUUCUCAGCGCGAAGAACCUUACCUGGAACCCAUAUACCAAGAACCGCGCCAAUGCCUCCAAGUCUGCGGCGAACUCAAACCCGGGCAUUGUCUCAUCAGAGAUGCUGCUGCAGUCUUCAGACCAUGCCAAGCUGGACUUUGUCGGCCGUGAAGGCACAGGAGACGACACCGACUCCCAAUUAAAGCACUAUGUCGCAGUUGUGGAUCCGGAGCGCAAGACAUGGAAGGUUGUCGAGGUCCGACGGGCGACUCUGCGAGGAGCAGUGAGAACCCGCAAGGCUGAGGAUGACUCGGAUGAAGAAGAUAUGGUAUUUGACGGUCCUCAAUUUCCCUCCAACAAGCAGAAAACUAACAAUCAACAGACUAUGCGUGCCCAGCGCACAGCACUCACCAACACCUUCGGUACAAAGCAAUCUCGCAAGGCCGUGCAAUCCAUGGCCGAGAACGCCCAACUCUCCAACGCACCCACCGGCGCCGUGCCCCAAGCCGGCGCAGCUCUCAUCUCCUCCAUGCCCUCCAACACAACCUCCGGCCGGGCCAAGGAACUCGCCGUGCAAGCCGAAGUGCAAGCAGCCAAGCCCCUCCCAACCCCCGAUCUCUCCGCCUCGCACCCCUCAGACGUCUACACCAUCGAAACCCUCGUGCCAGGCAGCCACACGACCCUCACUCAGCUCAACGGUGUGGACGACUGGAAGGCCCAGGUGGAAGCUGGUCUCGGUGUGACCACCGUCUCCCGCUACGUCUCCAACCGCGUCGGUGCGGUCGUCCUCUCCGACAACACAACCCACCUCCAAGUCCUGCGCUUCAUCCAGCUCCUGAUCGAAUUCGGCCGCUGUCUCAAGAGCGGCGGCGCAAACGCCAAGGGAGGCGGCCCAGGCUCCAAGCGUCUUCCUCCUCGCGAAGAACUCCGCCGCAUCCUCUCAAACACAACCGGCGCUUCCACCAAAUCCGCAGACGCAUCUUCAGAUCUCCUGCCAGAGUCGGUCAUCGACGCUGUCCGCCGCCGCUUCGCCCCCACUGGUGGCUACGUCUCCAAGAACGACUUCACCCUCCUGCAAACCACUAUCUGUGCUCUCUCACUGCAUAUCCCCCCUCAGCCUGCGAAGGAUGGUGGAUCUAGCUCUCUCGGCGGUAAUGCCCCCAACGAGCUGGCUACGGAUCCCUCUGAUCUGCGUGACGAUCUUCGUCUUGACCCAACGGCGAUCCACCAAUUCUUCCGCGAGCUGGGUUGUCGCAUUGAUAAGCCCCGCGAGUCAGAGUUCGCUAAGUGGAACAUUAAGGGCGGAAAGGCUGAGGCGAAUGCUCGUCGCGUUGCUCGUCUGCGUAUCCCCGUUGAGUUCCCGAAGGUUAGCCGUGGUGGUCGCAAAUAG